GAAAGGAACGAAGGACUUGUUGUCCUUGCGUGUCAUUGCCCGCGGUGAGCGUUUUGCAAAUCACAACGGGUGGCUGAACCGGAGACGCGUCUUCGACCUGCACUCGACCCUCAUGCUCAACGACCCGGCCACUCGCGCCCACUGCCCCUCCGGUACAUCUCAUAACGCCACGAACAUCGACGGCGACGCUGGACGGAGCACAGCGGACACCGUGCAGACACGCCGAGACGCCGUCCGAAACGACACGCCGACUGUUCAGCACCUGCCACACGACUUCACCUCGUCGCGCAAGUCGCGUCUGGUGCCCAUCGCUUGUAAGCUGCUUUUCCGCACUCUGUUAUCUGGGGCGGCCGCUCGCUGGCACAGUCCGUCGCGAGUUAGCGCCGCGCGCGUAGCCCCACUCGACGACCGGCACUCCUCGCUAGCAGCUCACGCGCCGCGCGCCUUCACCGGACGCGUACUUCCAUUCACGCAGCCUGGCGGUGGCUACUCACUGCUUCGUGCGCGUGGCUAUCCCUCUCCCACACACUCCGCUGGUUCACCUAUGUUGGUUUCCCUUCCACCUUUCCGCGGCCGUUGCUUCGCGGCAGGUGCGGCUCAAAGCGCGGUACGACCACAUGUCGACGAACAUCCCGACCGCCUACACUGUACGGCACCGUCCGCUACGGCAUCCCGCGGAUGCGUUGCACGCGAUGACCCGCCGGGCGCGCGCUCACACUUCGGCUGGUUAACAACCCUGCGUCCCAUUCGUCGCGGACUCCCAUGCGACGGGGCAUCAGCCUCCGCUGGUUCCACCGCGACCGAGACCGUUCUCGUGCUCGCGGUGAUGCGAGGUUCAGGUCGAUAGGCAAUGUACGCUACGGAAUGUCGUGAGCGCGCAAUUGAACCAGGCACUGGGGGUCGUGUUUAGCGGACGCCGUCAACGAACGAGGUGCCGGUGAGCUUUCUGA
Rhodofomes roseus is the source of this 950-nucleotide messenger RNA. RefSeq lists its product as uncharacterized. The transcript has a single exon. NCBI's taxonomy places the organism in Eukaryota, Fungi, Basidiomycota, Agaricomycetes, Polyporales, Fomitopsidaceae. The record is from RefSeq and is a predicted model, not a curated record. The coding region runs from base 113 to 847 and encodes 244 amino acids.